Sorghum bicolor (sorghum) is the source of this 514-nucleotide messenger RNA. Its product is annotated as transcription factor ILI2. The record is from RefSeq and is a predicted model, not a curated record. The coding region runs from base 1 to 405 and encodes 134 amino acids. The transcript has a single exon. NCBI's taxonomy places the organism in Eukaryota, Viridiplantae, Streptophyta, Magnoliopsida, Poales, Poaceae.
AUGUCGUCGUCGUCGUCGAGCCGGAGGAGGAGGAGGUCGCGGCUGUCGUCGCCGGCGGCAGGCGGUGCCGCCGCGCCGGUCCAGGAGCAAGUAGUGGUGGCGGCGGCCGACGACGAGCUUGUCUCGAGGCUGCGUGCCCUCCUCCCUCCCGAGGCGGCCGCCGCCAAUAAUGGCAAAGCCAAAGCGUCGUCGUCGUCGUCGAGGGCUCGGGUGCUCCGGGAGGCCUGCGUCUACAUCCGGAGGCUCCACGCCGAGCUCGACGCCGCCGCCGAGCAUCUCGCGCGGCUGCUGGACGACGACUACCCGUCGGCGGCCGCCGCAGCCGCCGUCGUCGUCGUCGACGGCGCCAACGUUAACGGCGCCGGCGCGGAUGAUGAUGAGCUCAUCCGCAGCCUGCUGAUGUGAAGCUAUAGUGAGCCGAACGUUUGUGCACCGUGCACGUACGUCACGCGACUAUAUAAUCAUAUUUAUAUAUAUACUAGCAAAAAUGCCCGUGCGUUGCAACGGGAGAAAA